CCUUCCAUGGUGCCGCGAUACUCCUCUCGCUUGUCGCUCUUUGUCCGGGUGGCGAUAUCAGAAGGCCAUGAAUGAUGAUGAUGAUAAUUAUGGCUAAAACAAUUUGCGUUUUUGAAUGAAUUAUAGUUGAAAUGGUGGAUCAACAAGCAUACACCGUGUGAGGACUGGUUGUCACACCAGAGAGUUUCUAUUUAAAGGACGAGCAACGGAAGAAAAGGUCAUAUAUUAGCUAAUGGCUGCCGAAUCGGGGAGACUACUGGCGGGACCAGGAAAACGAAACAAAGCUGGACAGAUGAAGAGCCCGGAGAAGAAGAAGGCGAGGAAAUCCACCAACCAGGCGGCAGGGUUCUCCCACCUCACGGAGUUUGCACCCCCUCCGACCCCCAUGGUGGAUCACCUGGUCGCCUCCAACCCCUUCGACGAUGACUUCGGGCCCCCAUCCCGACCCAGUGUGGCACCUGGACCAGGUAGUGCUCCAUUUCUUCCCAGCCCAGGCGCAGGCGGAGGAGGUGGUUAUGGUGGUGGAGGCAGAAUGGGCGUAGGCAUGGGCUUCAUGGGAGGCCCGGGAGGACCAGGCGGCGGUCAACCUGGACGAAGGCCACCGUUCGGCCCUCCGUCCAAUGCUGGACCUCACCACCAGCUAGGCUUUGGAGGAAUGCCUGGCUUUGGAGGUGGCGGUGGGGGCGGCGGUGGGGGAGGAGGAGGGGGUGGUGGAUUCCCCCCUGGUGGCCCUUCUCAGUUCAAUAUGCCACCAAACUUCAGUCCACCCAUGCACCAGGGGCCAGGAUUCAAUCCCAUGUUGUCUCCAGGGGGUAUGGGAGGUCCCGGGGGAGGGGGGCCACCCCACCCUCGGUUUGGCAUGCCUCCACAGCAGCAGCACGGACAGGGUGGACACCCAUUCAACAGCCCACCGUUACCUGGUGGCGGAGGCCCAAGAGGGCCCCCACAUGGCCCCCUGCCUCCCAUGGGAGGAGGCAUGGGUCCUGGGAUGAACAUGAUGGGUGGCAUGGGUGGUGGCCCCGGAGGCAACAUGGUGGGAGGGUUACCGGGUAUGCCCCCUCAAGGACAGUUCCCUCCCUCACAGGAUGGCCCCUACGCUGGCCCCAGUCCGCCAGGGCCAGGCAACGAGGAUGGAAAGAACUUUGGUGGAGGAGGGCCUCCGCCCGGGCCUCAACAACAGCAGCAGCAGCAGCAGCAGCAGCAGCAGCAGCAGCAGCAGCAACAGCAACAGCAGCAGCAACAGCAGCAGCAGCAACAGCAGCAGCAACAGCAGCAACAGCUUAACCUAAAUCCCAAUGGCCCCCCUCCUAAUAACUCCACUCCUGGCCCUCCUCCUAACUCUGGCCCACCACAGCCUGGAGGAGGCUUCCCUGGCCACCCUGACGUCCAGCAGUCCAACGCCAAUACACCUGGUCAGCCUCCCUCAGCACCGCCACAGCCUAACCCCAACUCUUCUCCUACUGGUCCUCUAAACGGAUCAGGCCAGCCCCAGCAUCCACCACCCAGUCAGCUACAACCCCCUAGUAAUUCAAACACCCCCAACUCUAACAACUCUACCCAGCAGCAGCAGCAGCAACAAUCCACCCCACCUAACUCUGCCCCUGGCUCCACCCCGUACAACCAGCAGAACAACACUCCUGGCGCUGGUGGUUCUAUGCCAAACGCGGCCCCCAAUUCGGGUCAGAACAGCAUGACCAACAACAACGGAGGCAACACUCCCGGCAGCAACCCCAAUCCCCCCUCUAACUCCACUUCGACCCCAAACACCCAAUCUCCCCUGCCCCCCGGCCCCGCCGCCCCCUCGACCGGGCCCGGCUCUGGCCCCGGGAAACUCGGUGGCCCCGGGAUGGUAUUCCCCUGCGGCCUCUGCAUGGCGGAGGUGCAUGACGAUCAGGACGCCAUCCUGUGCGAGGCUUCGUGCCAACGUUGGUUCCACCGGGACUGCACAGGCCUGACAGAGCCGGCGUACGGGCUGCUGACUCGAGAGAGUGCCGCCGUUUGGGCCUGUGACCUCUGCAUCAAGACCAAGGACAUCCAGGCCGUGUUUGUGCGCCAGGGAUUAGGCCAGCUGGUGGCAGCUAAUGAAAGUUGAGGAGUGGGUGACAGGAGCAGCGUGGAGGUGCAUCACAUGAGGACAAAUAGAGACAUCCUUUGCUUUGAUCUAACUGAACGACCUUUGUGUCAUGUUAGCUACUUGCCCAACUUUCUCUUGACUAGCCCUUUACUUGUUCACUAAACAGAGAAACACACUCAUUGACAUUCAUGCUUAUAUAUAGCACUUUGAGUGACUCUUGGUAAAUGAUUUUUCUCCCCCCCUUCCCCCUCCCCCCACCCCCACCCUUAAAGGAGUCAAAUCAUAAUGAAUGUUAAACGACACAGUCCUUCAGACAUCUAGCCUGCCAACCAGCAAAGCACUGACACCAACACACUACCUCACACACUUUGUGACUGACUGGCACGGACGCUCCCGCACUGACCGACUGUGAUCGACUCGCCACACUCGUGCACAACAUGAGUGUGAUGAUAUUUUAGAUACACAAACCCCACGUUAAGCGGAGAAAGUAAUGUUGAAAUAUCCCCCUACUGUGUAUUGAUAUGACUCAGAGCAUCAGCGUUAUUCUCUGAUUUUCGCGGCUUUAAAUUAAAACAGACAUGAUAUAUCAAAUCUUUAAAAUUAAAAAAAAUAUAUAUUGAAAGAGUGCCUGAAAAUUUAAAAGGGAGUUUCAUUUAUGAAUUGAUCCACAGCUUUAUUUACCAUCGAAAAUGCUUCAUUCUAGCACUGCCCUGUCGCAUUGGGUGAGUCUUUUUACUGCAAGCAAGUGAAAGAAAAUGGAAAAUUGCAUCAGUAUAUUGCAGCGUAAAAUCUCAAGUGUUUUGUGAAACAUAAAUAAGUUCUUUUGUCAGUUCCUCCAGCCGCGCACAUGCAUACAUACACACACUUUGCCCACAUACAUCUAUCUGUCAUUUUGUACCCAGUGCUGAUUAAUCCAAAGGAGACCCCGGCCGAGAUUUCAUCCACACCUCACAGAGAUAAUUGUAAAUAUAUGGACAAAACAUUUGUCUGGAACUCCCCAUCAUUUGUGAACACGCUACAGAGUUGACCAAUGAACAAAAUAAUAAGUUGAACUUCUGUGUCUUGGUUGUAAACAGUAUGACGUUUUGUUUUUUAUACAGUGCAUUGGAGUCAACCAUUUUUUUUUUUAAUCUCUGCAGUACACAUGAAUUGUGAAAUCAGUGCUUUUGGAUGGUGUUGGCAUAGCAAGUAGUGACAUCAUGUCAUAUCAGAUGUGCAUAGUCCUUUUUAAGAAAACAAAAAAAAAAGUUGGGGGGUUGCAUGUGAACCAAUGCAGUAACUGUCUGAUCUGUUUAUGUUUAUAUUCUGGCCUCUGCGCUGCAAGAGGCCUUGAAGUAGACCAAAUAACUUAAAGAGCGAACAAUACCCAUUUUUCACAUUUCUGUCACGGUAUAAGGUGUUUAUAACUAUCCUUCCUUCUCUCUUUCCUUAUUUUUUCUUUAUUCAAUGUCCAAGUUGCCUUUCUUUUUCUUGCUCUCUCUCAGCUGGUCCUUUUUAUUUUGUACUGGUUAUUUGUGCUGUGCUCUUGCUCUGCUCUGGCGCCUCCUGGUGCAACCCGGGGAAACCAGUGAGUCCCACACCAGGUGGGGAAGGGAAAGGUACUGAACUCUGAAGUAAAGACAGAUUUGUUUUUUUUGUACUUGUCCAUGUCUGUUUUUAUUCACAUUUUUUUAUUUGUUUGCUAAUUGUUGUAUUAAAAUGAGGGUUGAAAAACCCAAUGAAACAGA
This is a messenger RNA of Sebastes umbrosus (honeycomb rockfish), 3801 nucleotides long. RefSeq names its product pygopus homolog 2 (Drosophila) (gene pygo2). The transcript is spliced from 4 exons. Lineage: Eukaryota; Metazoa; Chordata; Actinopteri; Perciformes; Sebastidae. The record is from RefSeq and is a predicted model, not a curated record. The coding region runs from base 233 to 2092 and encodes 619 amino acids.